AGGACGUGGUAGAGGUAGGGGGCGUGGGAGGGGUAGGGGUGUAGAGCCAGAGUCGAGCACUGCGGAUGAAGAGGAGGUUAUUUUUGUAAAUGAGUUGGAACCGCAGCAGGUGCAUCAGCCUCAGGAGGAAAGGGAGAGGAGUCCUGAGAAGGUUGUGGUAGAGUCUCAAAGCCCUUCUCCUUCUCAACAGUCGAGCUCAGACUCUAUGCCACCUCUUGAGUCUGAUCCAGAAACAACAGAAGAAAAGGCUAGCCAAAAUGAUAAUGUAACAGAGGCAAAGGACGAGGUGGAAGAGGAGGAGAGGAUCGAGGAAGAAAAGUCUGAGUAUUCUAGCAUAUCGGACAGUGAGGGCUACAACCCCCAUGCCCUUUACUGCAUCUGUCGACAGAGGCACAACAAAAGGUUCAUGAUCUCCUGCGACAAUUGUCUGGAGUGGUUCCAUGGCGACUGCGUUGGCGUCAGCGAGAUUCAAGGCCGAAAGCUUGAGAGGAGUGGACGAGACUGGAUCUGCGCCACCUGCACCAACAAGAGCCAGAGCCAGCCAGACCCCCAGCAGAGCUCCCCUGACUGCCUGACACUGCCCUACUCGGGGGAGGAGGAGAUUGUACAUGAGGAGCAGGCCAGCGAGGAGGCUGUGGUGCAGGAGGUGACAGAGAUGGUUGCUGAGGCUGAGAUGGAGUUGGACGGUUCCCUACCCCAGUGCAUCGGCUCAGGGUGCAGUAAGCACGCCCUGCCCGACUCCGUUUACUGCGGCACAGACUGCAUCCUGCGGCACGCGGCUGCCACUAUGAAGACGCUCUCCAACUCCAAAGAGACUAAAACCAAGCAACGCCCACAGAGGAGAGCAGCAGCCAAACUUGGCCCUAAGGGUCAGAGGUCAGCUAGGAUGCCCCAGAGGUUGUUGGCAGAGCGGCCCGAAGAGGAGGGUGAGGAAGAGGAGGCUGAAGAUGUUGAGGACAAGGAAGCUGACACAUCUGCCUUAUCCUGUGACCCUAGUCUCACUGCAGUACAGGCCACAUCCAUAGAAUCACCUAUGUUUUACAAGUCGACUGGAAAGGCCAGUGAGCAGGUAGAGGUUGAGAUUGAGCCCAUUUCUCCUCAGACACAUUCUCCAGAUAACUCUCCCUCAGACAUCAUCACUGAAUCCUCCCCUCUGGGAAGUGCUCCAGGUAAAACCAAGAGACCAGCAAACAGCUGCAGUGUCUCCAGGAAACCCUCUGUCGAUACAUUCCCUGUCAAACCACCCAAUCCCCCCAAAUCCAGCCACUCUCCGACCCCUGAGGCCCCAAGCACCUCAGCCUCCAGACACCACGAAACAGGGGCCCUGAGGAUCGGCAAGACGUCCUUCACCAUCCCCAAGAAGCAGCCUCAACCCCUCAUGACUCCCACUCUACCCUCACCUCCACCCCCCACCCCAAUGAAUGAAACUAGGAUCCUGCCCGUGUCCCCAGCCCCUAUCGCCCCUUCCUCCAGACCCCCUCAGCCAGCCAACAACCAAGUCAGGCAGAGCAUCCAACGCUCUCUCACCAACAUCAUGUUCAAGAGGGUGUGCGACUGUGACGAUUUGGAGAGGUCUGAGAGUGAAGUGGCGAAGCUGGUCACCAGCAUCGAGACGGAGAUGUUUAACAUAUUUAACAAUACAGAUAGCAAGUACAUGAACAAGUACCGAACCAUCAUGUUCAACCUUAAAGACCCCAAAAAUAAGGGUUUGUUCUACAGCGUCAUCCGUGGUGAGGUCAGUCCCUUCAGACUAGCCAGGAUGAGCCAGCGGGACAUGCAGGCUACAAAGGUCUCAGAGCCGAACAAAAAAGACACUCCUGAGGUCCGGGAGUCUGGUCCCAAAGCCACAUGUGUGCUGCCAAAUCCAGCGCCUGAGCCAGUGAAGGUUGAUCUACCUAGUCUUCCCUUUAGGCCAAGUAGACACAUGGAACAGAAGAGCACUCUCCCUGCUCCCCCUAAGGCCAGACCUAACCAGUCGAGCCAGAACAGCUCAGUCCCAGACAUCCUCAGCUGCAUGCUGAAAGACACAACUGCCGAGCACAGAGCUCACCUGUUUGACCUCAAGUGCAAGAUCUGCACAGGUCAGAUAACAGUUGAGGGUGAGGAGGAGCCUCUACCCAAGAAGUCUAAACUGUCUGGGUCAUCGUCAUCCUCCACAAAUCCAGACGAAUGGAAAGACAGGCCGUCUCGGCCACCCUGGAUGUAUGCCAGAACAGAUCCCAGAACAGAGGAGAGAGGAUGGAGAACUCCAGCAGGAGAUGAAUCACCCCUCCUUGCACCCCCCGACUCCCCCACCAUGGGUUCCCCUGCCUCCCCCCUAAUGGAGGAUGACUCUGUCUUAACCAUCAUGGAAUCCCCCGCUUCACCCACAAUGGAAUCUCCCGCUUCUCCACCAAUGGAAUCUCCUGCCUCCCCCAUUUUGGAAUCCCCUGCCUCCCCUGUCAUGGAUUCUCCCGCCUCCCCCAUUCUGGAAACCCGCAAAGCCAAGACAUCAUCCAGAAUGUAUACCCCAGUCAUGAUUCCGGCUGUUUCUACGGUAACCAUUACAAGGCGUGAUCCUCGCACUGCUGGCAACCGUUCUGCUGUUAUGUCUGGUGACCCCCACACCGCUGGCAAACGCACUCCUGCCAUGGCAACUGUCGCCAUGUCUAAAGUCCCACCUCCACAAGUCUCUUAUGUCCCAGCGAAACAGAGUGUUACUCUGAGCAAGACAUUCAUGCCCUUGCCACCACCCCCAUCCCUUCCACCAAUGCCAGCAUUACCCAAAUCUAUCCUGAUGAAGCCAUCCUCCUCAUCGUUCUAUGGUUCUUCAGGAUCCUCUUCAUCCUCUUCAAGGGCUGUGAACUCCCACUCCCCUCAAGAUGGGGAGACAACCCAGUUCCUGGCCAAGCAGGAAGUAGUGUGGAAGGGCUUCCUCAACAUGAUCAGCGUGGCCAAGUUCGUCACCAAGGGCUAUCUGGUCUCCGGGCCUUCUGAAUAUCUCAAAGAGGAUCUGCCUGAUACCAUACAGCUUGGUGGAAGAAUCAUGCCUCAAACUGUGUGGGAUUACAUCGGGAGAGUGAAGACCUCUGUUACAAAGGAGCUGUGUGUGAUCCGGUUCCACCCAGCGACAGAGGAGGAGGAAGUGGCCUAUGUGUCUCUGUUCUCCUACUUCAGCAGCAGACGGCGCUUCGGGGUGGUGGCCAACAACAGCCGCAGCAUUAAAGACAUCUACCUCAUCCCACUCAGUGCCAAGGAGUCCAUUCCUUCCAAACUCCAACCCUUCGAAGGAUCAGGCUUUGAGAAGAAUCGCCCCAAUCUUCUUUUGGGACUGGUUAUUUGCCAGAAACCCAAACGUGCGGGAAGCUUGCCACAAGAGGUUGAAGAGAAGAGAGCCAAGAUCCACAUAUCCAAAGACUCCAGAGAUACUGGCCUCCCGAGACCCCCUACGCUGUAUGGGUCUGACCCUAGGACGGAGGAAUUCCUGCCCUACGACCCAGCGAUGCCCAUCAUGUCCACCCCUCCUGGUUCCCCUCCUUCCACUGGAUCCCCAUCAGACUCCUCCUCCUCUGGCUCACUGACUAUUCCAUCACUUCUGUCCUCCAUCAGAGCUGCUCUCCCUGCUUCUGCCCCACCCCCCAUUACUAGCACAUCCACCACUCCCCUGCAGACCAUCCUGAAGUCACUGUUUGGGAAGGACUCUCAUGCAGUCCCAGCAGUUGCAGCAGUGCCCCUUCCAACCACUUUGCCCCCUCCCCCAAUGGUAGAUCCGAUAGUACAGCAGUACGGGCAGAAAUCCAAAGUCAAAGAGAUUGAGGAGGAGGAAAAUGAAUAUGAUCGACCAUAUGACCCAGAGGAGGAGUAUGAUCCAGCAAUGGGCUAUGGAAGGGUUGCCCCAAUUAAUAUAGAUAAAAUGUUUGAAGCGAAUGCUGCCACUCAGGCCACGUGUGCAGAUGACGACGACGUGGCUUACGACCCUGAGGAUGAGACUAUCUUUGAGGAUAUGCACAAUGAUGGGGUCAGUGUAGGGAAAGUCACAGCCCCAACUUCAGCUCCAGCUCCUACCCCAGUCCCAGCUCCAGUACAAGACCCAUUCCCAGAUCCCAGUCCAGCUCCAGCCCCUCUGAGCCGCCCCAUUACUGGUGCUGUGAUUGUGUCAGCCGCUACUCUGACUGAACAACAGCGAAUGCUUGAGGAUCUCAACAGGCAGAUUGAAGAGCAGAAACGGCAGCUGAAGGAGCAGGAGGAGGCACUGCGUCAGCAGAGAGAGGCAGUGGGCAUGUUCAUGGCCCAUUUCUCUGUUUCCGAUGCCUUGAUGUCUCCCCCUACUAAAUCUGGGCUGUCUCACUUACAAACACAGCAGAGUGAAGGAGAGCUGUCUGAGGCAAAUCCUUCAGUCAAUCAAAGAGCUUUGAAAGGUAUUUUGAAAACGGAGGAAACAGAAGUACCAAUAAAACAGGAGAUUAAGAGAGAGACCAAGACUGUACCUCUUUCAGUGUCAAGAAAUGUGGAAAUGCCCAAUGCAUCACCAAAGCGGGUUAAAGAGAUUAAAAAGGAAAGUAUUCAGGCAACAGACAAUUCAGAUCCUGAAGCUGGUGAGAUCCAGGACUCUGAUGUAGCUUACGACCCAGAGGAUGACACUAUCUUUGAUGAGCUGAAAGACACAAAUGGAGAAGAAAAGGCGAAAACCUCAACUCGAUCAGAUUCAGCAAGGCGUUCUGAGCGUUCUCGUGACUCCUCAGUGUCUAGCUCGUGUCGUGGUGCAUCGCGGAAUGACACUCCUGAUAGGAGGCGUAAGCGUAGCAGCCAACCAGAUACUCACUCACCGAAAAGACGGGACCGUAAAGUCAGGGACCGCCAAGAAAGCCCUCCUCGUAGAUCUGGCCGCCGGUCCCCUGGACACUCUGAUAGGCGAAGGGAAAGACACAGACGGGGUGAGAGGAGCCGACCAUAUCACAGAGGUCGUCACCACUCUGAGCGCCCAGGCCGCCAUAUUCCUCAUAAAGAGCGUACUUCUCGACGCAGCUCUGGUAGCCAUAGAAGAUCCCCAUCUUCACCAAGACAAAAACAAGAUUCUGGCUCUAGGGGACUCUCAAAGGGUCAAAGGGAGACUUCUCCUCCAGUGUGGGAUGACUCAAAGGGCCCAGAGGCUCCUGAAGACAUGGGUCCUAUAAGUCCAACUCCAGCACUGGUCAUGGAGGCUAAUGACUCACCUCAGCCCCCUCUUGAAAGACAGGACAUUGAUGAACCACUGGGUGAUCGUUGUGAUUCUGGAGGUCCACCACAGGGAGAGAUUGAGGACACAGGCCAUCAAAUGCCCCAUGAGAAUCCCACUCCCCAGAAGCCUGCGGAUCAACAACCUUCUCAAAGCUUGCUGGGGUCACCAUCAAAAGGGCCCAACAACGAGCAAGGCCCCAACAUCCAGCUUCAAGACAAUAGGGAUAGGCCCUCUCAACUGGAACUACUAGAGCAAUGCAGUGUACAGAGCCCAUCAGACAUUAUGAGAGAAAAACAGUUUUCCUCACAAGGUCCUCCCCACAUGGCCUCUCCAAAUAACCACGGUGAGCGGUCCAGCAGUUUAGAGAGGAGAGAUCCUGAUAUGAGGGAGGGAAGGAGAAACCAAGGGCCUGAUAUGAUGGGACCCGGGCCAAACAUGACGGGUGAAAGGAGAGGGCCGCAAAUGAGGCAUCCAAGUCCAAAUAUCAGAGGUCCAGAUCCAGAACCAGACAUGAGGGGUGAAAGGAGCGGGCCACAAAUGAUGCAUCCAAGUCCAAAUAUCAGAGGUCCAGAACCAGAUAUGAGAAGUCCAAAUAUGAGAGAGGACCACUUCUCACCAACAACUUACUUUGGAGGAAAGAGAUCACCAUCGCCCCAUUUUAAUAGUCCAAGGAUCCCCUCAUCUGUUCCAAGAGGAAAUUUUAAGGAUCAACGGGGAGCACCUUGUCCUGGUUUCCGCCCCAGGGGUCCUCGUACCUCAAGGUGGAUGCCACCACGGUCCCGGUUUGAUGGUCCACAUAAUCCGCUAGUAGUAAGACCUCUAGAGCUGCUCGGAAAACAAAGAGGCACCAACCAGAAUCAUGACAAUGGAGGUGAGCCUAUUCAACCAGAAAUAAAGGAGCAACACAUUGCACAGAGCCCAUCAGACAUUAUGAGAGAGAACCAGUUUUCCUCACAAGGUCGUCCCCACAUGGCCUCUCCAAGCAACCACGGUGAGCGGUCCAGCAGUUUAGAGAGGAGAGAUCCCGAUAUGAGGGAGGGACGAAGACACCAAGGCCCAGACAUCAGAAGUCCAGAUAUGAUAGAACCUGGGCCAGACAUGAGGGGGCCAGUGCCAGACAUGUGGGAUGAUAGAAGGGGUCCAGGGCCAGACAUUAAAGGGCCAAGGCCAGACAUGAGGGGUGAUAGGAGAGGGCCAGACAUGUGGGAUGCUAGAAGGGGUCCAGGGCCAGACAUGAGGGGUGAUAGGAGAGGGCCAGACAUGUGGGAUGAUAGAAGGGGUCCAGGGCCAGACAUGCAAGGUUUAGGGCCAGAGAUGGGGGGUCCAGGGCCAAUCAUGCGAGGUCUAGGGCCAGACAUGCGAGAUCCAGGGCCAGACAUGAGGGGGGAUAGGAGAGGGCCAGAGCCCGAUAUGAGGGGUGAUAGGAGAGGGCCAGAGCCCAAUAUGAGGGGUGAUAGGAGAGGGCCAGAGCCAGACAUGAGGGGUGAUAGGAGAGGGCUAGAGCCCGACAUGAGGGGUGAUAGGAGAGGGCCAGAGCCAGACAUGAGGGGUGAUAGGAGAGGGCCAGAGCCCGACAUGAGGGGUGAUAGAAGAGGGCCAGAGCCCGACAUGAGGGGUGAUAGGAGAGGGCCAGAGCCCGACAUGAGGGGUGAUAGGAGAGGGCCAGAGCCCGACAUGAGGGGUGGGCCAGACAUAUGGGAUGAUGGAAGAGGUCCAGGACCAGACAUGACAGCUCCUGAAAUGCCAGACCCAGAUCCAGAUAUGAGAAGUCCAGACAUGAGAAUGGACCACUUCACACCAACAGCUAACUUUGGAGGACAGAGACCAACAUCGACUCAUUUCAGCAGUCCAAGGAUGAUCUCACCUGUUCAAAGAGGACAUUUUGAGGAUCAAAGGGGAGUACAUCGUCCUGGUUUCCGCCCCAGGGGUCCUCGUCCCUCGAGGUUCAACCAGCCCAGAGGCUCAUAUCCAGGACACUUCUCAGGGGGGCAACCACGGUUCCGUUUCGAUGGUCGACAGGUAGUGGUAAGACCUGCUCAUGCCUCGCUGGUAACACCAAGGGAGCACAGUAUACAGAGCCCAUCAGAAAUUCUGAUAGAAACCCAGAUACCCUCACAAGGUCCUCCCCACAUGGCCUCUCCAAACAACAAGGGGGAGCGGUCCAGCAGUUUAGAGAGGAGAGAUCCUGAUAUUGGGGAGGAAAGGAGAAACCCAGGGUCAGACAUCAGAGGUCCAGAUAUGAUGGGACCAGGGCCUGACAUGAGGGGUGAUAGGAGAGGACCAGGGCCAGACAUGAGAGGUGAUAGGAGAGGACCAGGGCCAGACAUGAGGGGUGAUAGGAGAGGGCCAGGGCCAGACAUGAGGGAUGAUAGGAGAGGGCCAGAAAUCAGAGGUCCAGAUAUGAUGGGACCAGGGCCAGACAUGAGGGGUGAUAGGAGAGGGCCAGACAUGAGAGAUUCAGAGCCAAACAUCAGAGGGCCAGGUCUAGUGCCAGACACAAGGGGUGAUAGGAGAGGGCCAGGGACAGACAUGAGAGGUGAUGGGAGAGGGCCAGGACCUGAUAUGAGGGGUGAUGGGAGAGGUCCAGGGCCGGACAUGAGGGGUGAUGGGAGAGAUCCAGGGCCAGACAUGAGGGUUGAUGGGAGAGGGCCAGGGCCAGACAUGAGGGGUGAUGGGAGAGGGCCAGGGCCAGACAUGAGGGGUGAUGGGAUAGGGCCAGAUAUGAGGGGUCCAGGGCCAGAUAUGAGAGAGCCAGGGCCAGACACAAGGGGUGAUAGGAGAGGUCCAGGGCCAGACAUGAGAGGUCCAGGGCCAGACAUGAGGGUUCUAGGGCCAGACAUGAGGGUUCUAGGGCCAGACAUGAGAGAUCCAGGGCCAAACAUCAGAGGGCCAGACACAAGGGGUGAGAGGAGAGGUCCAGGGCUAGACAUGAGGGGUCCAGGGCCAGACAUGAGGGGUGAUAGGGGAGGUCCAGGGCCAGACAUGAGGGUUCUAGGGCCAGACAUGAGGGGUCCAGGGCCAGACGUGAGGGGUGAUAGGGGAGGUCCAGGGCCAGAUAUGAGGGGUGAUAGGAGAGGGCAAGGGUCAAACAUGAGGGGUGAUAGGAGAGGGCCAGACAUGAGAGAUCCGGGGCCAGACACAAGGGGUGAAAGGAGAAGGCCAGACAUGACAGAUCAAGGGCCAGACAUGAGAGGGCCAGGUCUAGGGCGAGACACAAGGGGUGACAGGAGAUGGCCAGGGCAUGACUUGAGGGGUCCUGGGCCAGACAUCAGCGGGCCAGGUCUAGGGCCAGACACAAGGGGUGAUAGGAGAGGGCCAGACAUCAGAGGCCCAAGGACAGAUAUGAGGGGUGAUAGAAGAGAUCCAGGACCAGACAUGAGAGAUCCAGGGCCAGACAUGCAGGGUCCAGGGCCAGACAUUCAGGGUCCAGGGCCAGACAUGCAGGGUCUAGGGCCAGACAUGAGAGAUCCAGGGCCAGACAUGCAGGGUCCAGGGCCAGACAUGAGAGAUCCAGGACCAGACAUGCAGGGUCCAGGGCCAGACAUGAGAACUCCAGAGCCAGACAUGAGAACUCCAGAGCCAGACAUGAGAGGGCCAGACACAAGGGGUUAUAGGAGAGGGCCAGGGCCAGACAUGCGGGGUCCAGGGCCAGACAUUUGGGAUGAUAGGAGAGGGCCAGACAUGAGGGUUGAUAGGAGAGGACCAGGGCCAGGCAUGAGGGGUCCAGAGCCAGAUAUCAAAGGACCAGGCCUAGGGCCAGACACAAGAGGUGACCGGAGAGGGUCAAGGCUAGACAUGAGGGGUAAUCGGAGAGGGCCAGGGCCAGACAUGAGGGGUCUAGGGCCAGACACAAGGGGUGAUAGGAGAGGGCCAGGGUCAGAGAUGAGGGGUCCCGGACCAGACAUGAGAGAUCAAGAGCCAGACAUCAGAGAGCCAGGUCUAGGGCCAGACACAAGGGGUGAUAGGAGAGGGACAGGUCCAGACAUGAGAGGGACAUGGCCCGAAACAAGGGGUGAUAGGAGAGGGCCAGGGAAAGACUUGAGGGGUCUAGGGCCAGACAUGAGAAGGUCAGGGCCAGACACAAGGAGUGAUAGGAGAGGGCCAGGGCCAGACAUGAGGGGUCCAGGACCAGACACAAGAAGAGAUCAGGAGCCAGACAUCAGAGAACCAGGUCUAGGGCCAGACACAAGGGGUGAUAGGAGAGGGCAAGGGCCAGACUUGAGGAGUCUAGAGCCAGACAUGAGAGGACCAGGGCCAGGCACAAGGGGUGAUAGGAGAGGGCCAGAGCCAGACAUUUGGGGUCCAGGACCAGACACGAGAGAUCAAGAGCCAGACAUCAGAGGGCCAGACACAAGGGGUGAUAGGAGAGGGACAGGUCCAGACAUGAGAGAUACAGGGCCAGACAUGGGAUGGCCAGGUCUAUGGCCAGACACAAGUAGUGGUAGGAGAGGGCCAAACAUGAGAGAUCCAGGGCCAGACAAGAGGGUGGUUAGGAGAGGGUCAGGGCCAGAAAUGGAAGUUCCAGGGCCUGAAACAAGGGGUGAUAGGAGAGCGCCAGGGACAGACAUGAGGGGUCCAGGACCAGACACGAGAGAGCAAGAGCCCAACAUCAGAGGGCAGGGUCUAGGGCCAGACACAAGGGGUGAUAGGAGAGGGUCAGACAUGAGAGGGCCAGAUAUGAGGGGUGAUAGGAGAGGGCCAGACAUGUGGGAUGAUAGGAGAGGGUCUUCACCAAACAUGAGGGGUCCAGGGCCAGACAUGAGCGGUGCAGGACCAGACAUGUGGGAUGAGAGUAGAGGGCCAGAUAUGAGAGGUCCAGACAAGAGGGGUGAUAGGAGAGGGCUGGGGUCAGACAUGAGAGGGCCAGAUAUGAGGGGUGAUAGGAGAUGGUCAGGGCCAGACAUGAGCGGUGCAGGAUCAGACAUGUGGGAUGAGAGUACAGGGCCAGACACAAGGGGUGAUGGGAGAUGGCCAGGGCCAGACUCAAGGGGUGAUGGGAGAUGGUCAGGGCCAGACAUGAGAGGUCAAGGGCCAGACAUUAGGGGGAAUAGGAGAGGGUCAGAUAUUAGUCUUGAUAGGAGAGGCCCAGGGCCAGACAUGUUGGGUGAAAGGAGAGGGCCAAACAUGAGAGAUCCAGGGCCUGACACGAGGGGUCCAGGGCUAGACAUGGGUCAAGAAAUGCGAGCCCCAGAUCCAGACAUGAGAAGUCCAGAUAUAAGAGGAGAUCACUUCACAACAACAAAUCAUUUUGGAGGAUCAAGGGGUGUACAAAGUCCUGGUUUCCAUGGCCCCAGGGGUCCUCGUCCCUCGAGGUUCAACCAGCCCAGAGGCUCAUCUCGAGGGUAUUUCCCAGACAAUGGGGGGCAGCCACGGUUUGACGGUCCACGGCUAGUGGUAAGACCGUUAAGGCCUAAAGGAGGUUUACUCCCCACUCCCCCGGAGGGCCUCAUGAGUUUGCCGAACAACAGCCCGGAUGCUUUUAGAGAAGACCAGUGGCGGAACAGUCACUCGCCUGAUACGAGGAGAACAAGCCUACCCAUAGAAGACUGUGAAAUUAGAAACUAUGGAGACAGAGAAAACAACUCUGAAGAACGUGGCCGUGGUGUUAACCCCCGAGAUAGGGUUAACUUCCAGGGCACAGCGCCCUGCUUGUCCCAGGGGAGGCAGUUGCCUGAGGACAAUGGGAGAGAGCGGGGUGGCAGUCAUGGAAGACAGGGGGACAGGGGGACAGGUAGGCUUGUGAGUAGGGAGAGAGAAAGGGUUAGAGGGAGCGAAGUAGACAGGCCCAGAGAGGAGGUAAAUGAAAAGCAAAAGACACCCACAGAAAAGGACAGAGACAUUGGCAGAGCCACAAGCAGAGAAGGAGAGGCAAACAGAGGUGUUAGUCUGCACAACCGUUCACUCUCAAAAGACCAUGACCGAGACAUUUUAAAGGAUGGAAGUGGAAAGAAAGAAGAACAAAUGGAGGGAAAGGGUAAAACGGUUGAAUUAACAGAAACGCCCCAGGUAGACACGCCCCAGGAAGACACGCCCCAGGACAGCAAAGGGCCUGUUUGACUGGAGACUACUGUUAACAGAAAUGCAUGGACUAAGUUUGAAGUUGGUUCAGUUCAUAAUGUACUACGUAGUCGUUUUCACUACAUCAUAAAACACCCUUAACUUUUUGAAUGUCAUGACUGAACGUACCUUGUUUCAUUCAAUUUAGUUUUAAAAUUGUACAAAUUAUGUGCUUUUCAGAAUUUCCAGAUUAAAACUCAUGUCAAGUCAAACAUAAUAGAUAUGUACAUUGUGUUUAUGGAUAUUUUUUGGUCUUUUUUUUUUUUUAUAAGUCCAAACCUAUUGAGCCAUACUGCUGUCAUCUAUUCACUGAUUAGAAAAAGCCUUCAUGUUGGAUCAUCUCAUGAUAAUUAUGUUUUAGAAUAAACCUUUUUUUUUUUUACUCUGUUUUAAUUUGUUGAACCGAGGCCAAUAAAAACAGUAAAGGAAUGAUCA
Messenger RNA from Oncorhynchus mykiss (rainbow trout), 11689 nucleotides. RefSeq lists its product as uncharacterized. Lineage: Eukaryota; Metazoa; Chordata; Actinopteri; Salmoniformes; Salmonidae. Gene Ontology annotation, cellular component: nucleus. The record is from RefSeq and is a predicted model, not a curated record. Gene Ontology annotation, biological process: DNA-templated transcription.